AUGAGACAUGUGACUAAAGGAAGAUGCCUCUGUGAGAAAUUUUCCCAAUACGCAAAACUGAAUAGCUGCGAAAAAAAAGGAACAUGUGACAUUCGAGAUUUCCUUGGAAUAUACAUGGGGGUGGAGGAUGUCCGACUCCUGAAAGAUGCUGCCGACACAUACGUGGAAUUGCAUUACCCUGAAGCGUAUACAAGCGUGUAUUCACUACCGGAUGGAUAUAUAUUGAGUGAUGAGUCGGCAAAGAAGCUCGAGAACACGGCUCGCAGGAAUAAGACAGAUGUAAUCUUCCCAUCGGAAGAACUUGCCGUUGCCAAAGUAUUCCAUUGUCUCCAAUUUGAGCUGAAAAACACUCCGUCUUUGACAGUGGCUGGAUAUGAAUCUCGACAUACAUUUUGGGAGUGCAUUCUUCAAUGGCAUGAGGCAACAUAUGAAAAAAAUAGCUCUUUACAGGAAAAUGGUAAUGUUCAACAGGUGAACGAACGCUCUCAACAGGGAAAAAAAGAGGAAAGUCUCAAGAAAAAACAAAAGGGGAAAUCUCGAGAGAUCAAGAAAUUGGGAGUGCCUGAGUGUCUCGAAAGCGGUGAUCACGAUGUCUUAGGCGUUGGAAUAUCUGGCGAGGACAUCCUUGUGUUGUUUUUCCAAGUGAAGAGCUGUCCAAUCGAGAAAUUCACAACAGUGAACGGGAACCUUAAUAUUGCUUGGCAGCAGAUAGAAACGGAUUUACAGCGCUUUUGCCACACUGAUGAAAGUAUUUCUUGGGAUUCCAAUGAUCCAGAAAGCUUUAAGAAAUUCUUAGAGGAACGAGGAAUCGAGUUGGAAGAGUAUUGGGAACCAAAUAAUCCAGAAAGUUUCAAGACAUUCUUUAAGAAGCACGGACUUGAGAUAGAUGAUUCUUGGGAUUUCAAUGAUGACCAGAUCUUCAAAGCAUUUUUUCAGCAACUCAAGAAAGACUUGGAGCAGCCAUGGGGCCCAAAGAAGACUUACCAUCCCAAUAAACCCGAAAGCUUCCAGACAUUUUUGGAUAAACAUAAAAUGAAGUUGACGUAUUGGCGCCGGGAUCCCAAAUCCCCUGUCAUUAAGACUUUUAAGAGCAUAUUUGAUCUCUAUGUUUGUGCUUCAUCAGCCAUGGACAUCCCAAGAAAACUGAAAAAAUUCCCUCGCAACAAAAAUGAAUUAUUAUCAAAAAGUAAGAAACAAAUGGAAAAUAUGCGCCUGCUGCUGCUGAGCAAACGUCAGCAUAAGUUGGCCAAAAGUGAAGAGAAAUUCAUUUUCAUAUGUGGUGGAUCGGGGACUGGCAAAACAUUGGUCCUCGUGAAACGAGCCUUGGACUUCGUGCAGAAUUGUAACCACUAUAUAUUGGUAGUCAACGUUGCUGGAGGAAGUCUGACAGACGAAUUUGAACGCGAAUUUGAAGGUAAGGAGCGGAUAAAAGUCAUCAGUGGAAAAGAAAAAGACUGGAAAAAUGACUUUGACAAUUUUUUGAAAUACCUCCAGGAAGAGGGUGCAACAGAUGGAAUAAAAAAACGGGUCCUUCUUGACGAAGUUCCCAUCACACUAGGAUUCAAGGAACACCUCAAUCCAGAAAAUCUUUCCACUCAUUGGGAAAAAAUAACCAAUUUGAAUGGCUUUGAGUCCAUCACCAUCAUCUUCAGGACCUAUGACAAUACAUACUCGAGAGACUUCAGGCUUACAGAUGUUAAACCUGGGGGUGUCGAGCUUGAAGUUCUUGACCUUGAUGAUGAUGCGAAGAAGGACAAUCUCGUGAGAAUUCUCACAUCUCUUUAUGAAAAUAUUCCCAUCGUUUACCUGAAGAAUGUGCCAAAAAAUGCGAAAAACGGGAUGAACUCUGAAUUAAAAACGGGAUUCACUUGUUCUAUUGAAAGCAAUGAGGCCCAUAUCAUUGUUCUUACAGAGAGUGAAAUGAUUGGUUGUCAUCACGAUAGUAUCACUGUGAUCGUGGACAUUCCUCGGUGUAAGUGGGUGAAUUACAUUCGUCUGAUAGCAGGCGUGGAGAACAAAAUAAAUCUUGUAAUUGAGGAAGAGGAGUUUGAUACAGGAAAAUUCUCCACUUUUGUGAAGGUGAAUCCUCAAUGGACGAAUAAGGAAACAGAUAAGAUAAGUAAGGAGGUGCUUCUUGAUAACCUGGAAAAGGUGAAGGAGAAUGGAAACCACACGAAGGGCCAUUUCCAGAAAGAUUUUCCGACGGAGUUCAUCAAGAGUAUGAUGUAUCGGGAUGGUAAUGAGGCAGAGAAAAAGGAAGAAAUGAAUGCGAUUCGUAAAAAUUACCUGAUUGCGAUAUUUGGAGGUCCGAAUUCGGGGAAAUCGAGGAAAGUCCACAGAUUGAUGAAGAAAGUGGUCGAGCAUCAGGGGCAAGUCGUCCUUUUCCAUUGUGGAGGCGUAUUAUCUCAGGAGCUCUGCAAACUAAGCUGGAGAGAAAAAGAAGAAUAUGUCAAAGUUGUUGGGAUUGAUUCCAAUGAUUCUCAAGAGAGAUUCAAAUCUCUGCAGGACAUUAUCGAUUAUGCAGAAAGUAUGAACGAAGGCGAACUGGAUGACGAAGGGGAACAUCGCAAGCAAGAAGUCCUGCAUAUGAAAGGAAAUUCGAUAGAAGCCCCGAUGGAAGAUGAGGAGGAGCAGAGAGAUGAAGAGGAACCGAAAGAUGAAGGGAAAAUGGUUGAGAAGCAGAGGAACGAGGAGCAAAUGGACGAAAAGCACAAGGAGGAGGAAAAAAAGGUUGAGGCGGAACAUGCAGUGGAUAAAGAAGACAUUUGCAUCCUGGAGAGAUCCUGGGGUUACCCCAGGCUGAACGGGGAACGAAGUUCGCGGGACAGAGGGGUUCACCCAUUCCUUUUUGGCUUCGGGAUGGAUGAGACAUCAAGCAAGGCAGGGUCUAGGUUCCGCGGGGCUGUUGAUGAUUCCAAGAUGAAGUGUGACGAGCUUUCUCAAACAAGCUGCACUCUCUGCAAAGAGAAUUCAGACCUCAGUCGUCUGCAAAGUUAUGAAAGGAGAGGGAACCUGGACAUUCAGAAACACAAAAUAAUCAAUAUGGGAGGAGAUGAAAUGAACAAGCCACAAGCCACAGAAGAAUAUGUGAAAAAAUUAUAUCCUGAAGCCUACACUAAGGCCUACUCCUUACCCGAUGAAUACAUCUUGAAUGAACGGACUUUCCAUCGCCUGAUGAAUAUGGCCUCCACAAAUGAUGGAGGCAUAGAAAUGCCAUCAGGUCAUUUGGCCAUAGCUAUGGUGUUCAACAAACUCAAAGACGCAUUCAGAGACGCGCCCUCCCUCACUGUCGUUGACUAUGACUUCAGUCGCUCAUUUUUCAGGGAUGGUAGGCAAGAAAAGAAGAAAUUCUCUGAGAACUUCAGAGCUCCUGAAGAUCUAGCAACUGCUUGGAAUCUCCCGCGCAAUCCCACUGAGUUGUUCACAAUGUGCAAGAAACAAAUGUCCCAGCUCAGGAAGAUUCGCACUCCUCAACAGAGGCAACUAGUGAUGAGUGAAGAACAGUUCAUCUUCAUAGGGGGGGGCAAUGGGACUGGAAAAACGGAGAUCCUCAUGGAUAGAGCCUUGAAAUGGGCAAAUACAGGAGGACGUCAAACAAAGGAAAUUCGACAGAGGAUACAUGAGCGUAUCAUGGGAGGCGAAGCGGUGCAGGAGGCUGUUUGCGAGUGGGUUCGAUCCCAGCCCAAGGAAUUUUUUGAACAGGGCAUCCGUCGUCUGGCUUCACAAUGGAAGAAGUGCCUUGCCAACCAUGAUGUCAUGGUAUUGGAUGGCGGGGAAGAAAAUAUCAAAGAAGAGCUAAAGGACUUGUGUAACUUCCUAAAGGAGCGGGGGAAAGGGAAACACGUUUUCCUGGACGAAAUCCCCAUUACUUUCGGCUUUCGAGGUUGCCAAGAUGAAGCGAAUCUAUCUAAGCACUGGGAAGGGAUAAUCAGCAACCUGAAGCAGCAUGUCAAGACCCUCACCCUCGCAUUUCGUCCCCAUGAUUCCUCCUACACACGUGUCAUUGACCUGCGAGGCAUACAGAUUCCAAAUGUCCAUGUCUUGUGUGCCGUCCAAGGCAAAACACGCAAUGUGGUGAACUUGGUGAUGGCUCUUGAGAGUUAUUCACGCAGAAAGUUCUUUUGCGAUCAACCCAGUCUUAAGGACAUGGAUUUCGGCCAACCUAAGAAAGAGGUUCUGCCCAAAUUGCAUGUCAUCCUUACAUGUCAUGAUUUCCAUGAUGUAUGCCAGUUUCAAGCGUCCUGUGAAGUUGUGAGAUCUUCACAUGCCAUUUUCUCGUUGGUGCAGGAUCAUUCAGGGAAGUCAGAAAAGCCUAUUUAUGCAGUAGUGGACAGUAUGGAGCGCCGAAACCGUUUCGUGAAUAUCCUUUCAAGUAUGGACGACACUAGCGUCAUUUUCAUUGACAAGGAUGGAACUUUCAGGAAGACCUCCGGUCUCAAAACCCCCCCCGUGGUGAUUGUGACUGGUGAGCAGUUUCUUGGACAUCAUACAGACAACACCAUCAUCAUUCUGGAUUUGCCUAAAUGCAAGUGGAGUAACUAUACCCGUAUGGUAUCCUCAUGGGAAGAAAAUAUCAUGAUUGUUGGGGAGAAAGAAAGCCUUCAGAAGUAUUGCGAGAUCGAGAUUGGUAACAAACUGCAAGAAGACCCAGAGGGAAAAAAGGAGGAGCUGAGGCAUGAAAUUAGGAAGGCAGAGGAUAUGCAGGAGGCGGAAAUGGUACACCUGGAUGAGAAGUUGUACCAAAGAAGUAUCCUGAGUUACAAAGUUUCGCGUGAUUAUCUCAAAAAGCACCUUAAAGAAGCAGACAUUGUUCGAUCGGAAGAACUGACUUUAGGUCAGAUUAUUAAGCACAAUAUUGUGGAGGAAAUGAAGCAGCGGUAUCGUGACUCCAUCAUCCACGUUCACGUCGACGAUUAUUCAAUCCAUGCUAUGGAGACAAAGGAGGAGAUUCAGAGUUGGACUGAGACCCUAGAAGUCCUGGUGAAGGACCCGAAGAUGACCCUUACCAUUGUUCUCCAGCCCCAUUCGAGAGGCGCUCGGGGCAUCGAUGUAUAUAUGCUGACGUCAAUUUUAAAGAUCCGCUAUGAAGCAACAACAAUAACACUUCCCAUAUCAAAAUGGACUCUUUUCAGAAGUACGAGCCCAACAUUUCUGUCGCACAUUUCCAGGAAUGAAACCAACAUUCCCUUGGGACUUGAGGUAAGGAGCCUCCUCACAGCCUCCCGCCCAGCUGGCCUUGUUCAUGGACCUAAACCGAAGUACAUUAAAUAUAAAUGUACCCGGAGUCACAUGGGAAUGUUGUGCAAGGAUCAGGAACUAUGUGAACGUGUUCUGGGUGUACACGUUUGUUUCCACUCCGUCUUGAAGCAAAACAUGAGUGGAGACAUCGUGUACGUCUUUGUAUCAGACAACACACUUAUGGCGACUCUGGAAGAAAACACUCCUGACCAUGCCAGAAAAGUGCUGACGUUUUCCCACCCAGAAAAAUGUCGAGGAUCUACAGCCGAUAUCAUCGUUACAGUGAAUGUGGAAGACAUUUGGCUGCUAGAAAGCAUCUCCAGAGCGACAACCCAAAUUUUCAUCAUUGACACCUUACCAAGUCAUCAACAGAUGUGGAAUGAGAUGCAAGAAGAGGGACAUUUGGAGGUCAAGGUAGCGACAACCGACGAUAACGAUAUGGAAAAAGACGCUCUCUUAAGUCUGGUUGAAGAAAUGGAGGUUCUUCAGGAGUUUGGAAGAGUGAAGCAAGAGGUUCAUCUGGCUCAGAAAAUGAAGGAGCUUUGUGAAUCACAAGAUGGAUACAUAUAUGAACUACAGUCAAAGAAAACGAAGGGGGACUUUCAGAAUCGCGUGCAAAAACAGGAGAUCGGCAACAGAAGACCUGAGGACGGAGUAGGAAAGGUUCUCAUGCUCGUCGGAGCCACAGGGGCAGGAAAGAGUACCCUCAUCCAUGGAUUCGCGAAUUACGCCUAUGGAGUGAAUUGGACCGACGAUUUCCGCUUCAAACUGGCUGUUGACGAGGAAAAAACAGUGAAGUCUGAAGCCCAUAGUCAGACCAAGUGGAUCUCAGCAUAUGUUCUAACUAAGCAGCAAGGAAUGGCUUUUCCCUACACCUUGACAGUCAUUGACACUCCAGGAUUUGGCGAUACUGAAGGAAUAAAAAAAGAUGAUGAGGUGAAGAAUCAGAUCCGGGAGUUCUUCUCUCAUGACGGACACUUGGGAGUUGACCAACUUGAUGGAAUUGGCUUCGUAGUCCAAUCCUCCCAAGCCAGGCUCACGCUCUCACAAAAGUACGUGUUUGAUUGUGUACUGUCAAUGUUUGGAAUCGAUGUGAAAGACAACAUUUUCCUGCUGGCAACUUUUGCGGAUAACCAGACGCCACCAGUGAUGAGCGCCGUAAAAGAAGCAAACAUUCCAUGCCGAAAGAUGUUCAAAUUUAACAAUUCCGCUUUAUUUGCUCAAAACAAAGAAGACGAAUUUGGUAAAGCAUAUUGGAAAAUGGGAAGUAAAAGCUUCAAAGAAUUCUUUCUGGAAUUUGAAAGUACCAAUGCAGUGAGCCUGACGUUAACGAAGGAAGUUUUGAUUGAGCGGCGCGCCUUGGAGGAAACUCUCCAGAGCAUAAAGUCUCAAUUAGAUGCAGCUCUGGAUCGAUUGGAAUUAUUGAGGGAAGCUCAUGCAGCAGUGAGACAUCACGGAGGGCAGGAGUCGCAAGUAUAUGCAAGCUCGGUCUCUUCAGAGGAAGAGGAAGAAGAGGAAGACAAUUCCAGAGCCAGAUGUUCCCAUCCAAAUCGUACGAUCCAUUCGUACGAUGAACAUGUUCUUAAAAAACUAACGAAAGGCUUCAAUCAAAAUAGAGAAUUAGUUUUACAACUAACAAAGCAAGCGCAUGCACGCAAGCAGAGGCUUGAUGAAAUAGCUUUGAAGCUCGACCCUUUGGAAUUCACAGAAUACAUCGAUAUAUUGAUAUCUAAUGAGAAAUAUGACAAUCAACCUGGCAGCAGCCAGAGGAUCAAGUAUCUUCAUGCAGCACGCGAGAAAGCGGAAUUUGCGACAGAACUUCUUCAGAGCAUCAACCCAUCCGAUGUGCUUGAUGAACUGGAUAUUGUUUACUGUCUAGUACCUAUCAACGUGAGGAGGUCAACACUAAACGACGUCAACGGCGGGCAGUCAUGUCUCAGGAACAAAAUGAGGAAGCCAAUGUUCAACGAAGUCAACUGCGGACUGCUAUGCCUCAAGAACAGCUUCAAGAAGCAAUUACCCGACGACGUCAACAAGAACGUGACGUACGAACUGCCAUACCCCAAGAAUAGCGUGAAGAGGCUGACGCCUUUGGGCGUCAACGACGCGCGCUCAGCCUCUCCAUAA
Darwinula stevensoni is the source of this 7365-nucleotide messenger RNA. The record is from the annotation of a GenBank genome assembly. NCBI's taxonomy places the organism in Eukaryota, Metazoa, Arthropoda, Ostracoda, Podocopida, Darwinulidae.